Owenia fusiformis is the source of this 1586-nucleotide messenger RNA. The record is from the annotation of a GenBank genome assembly. NCBI's taxonomy places the organism in Eukaryota, Metazoa, Annelida, Polychaeta, Sabellida, Oweniidae.
GGAAACACUUUAAACUCUUAGAAUCCACACUUUAAACUCGCCCUGCUGUCAUAACAUCAAAUUCAAGGGACCUUGAGAUCCAGCAUGUUGACUGAUAUGACCCUUUGACUUCGCUUCUGUAAAACAGGAAUUUUCUUUACAUAUUUCAAAUCUUGGACCUGUUGGUUCCCACACAAGACAAGAAGACAGAAGAUAAGGACAACUGGACUGCAUAUAAGAAAGCAAACAUGAAGUUGUAUAUGUUGUUUGUGAUCUGUCUGGUAUUAUGCCUUAUCACAGAGUCUCUUGAUGCCAAAAAGAAUAAGGAAAAGAAAAUGAAGAAAAAAAUGAGGAAAAAGAAUAAAAUGUCAAAGACAAAAGCUACAGCCAAAGGUGAUAUGCCACGUUUGAGACUUCAAUAUUUGGUGGACAGAUUGCCAUCUAAAGACAUAAUCCCAAUUUUGAACGAGACGGCUGCAGUUGAGGUGAAAUUUGGGAUAAGUCUACAGAAUGUCCUGGAACUUGACAGCUCCCUAAUUAAGGCAGUUAUUUGGCUGACAUUUAGUUGGAAGAAUGAGUUCCUGCAAUGGGAUCCUCGAGAUUACGGUGGAAUAAAUAUCAUUCGUGUUCCAGAAAACAAAAUAUGGACACCUGACGUUGAGCUUUUUAACAGUGUGAGAAAGGCCGAUAUGAUAUAUGACGUCUUGACUGUUGUAUCAAGUGAUGGCUCUGUUACGUGGAUUCCCAGCAUGGCCAUCACCGCUAGCUGUAAGAGGCUAAAGAAAACAGCAAACGGCCGUUGUAAAAUAAACUGCCCACUGAAAUUCGGAAGUUGGACUUAUGACGGAAAUCGUUUGAAUCUUACGUCAAAUUCUGAUACAGUUGAUGUGAGCUCAUACGUUGAGAAUGAGGACUGGGAGUUGGUAGAAAAUACCCAGAAGAGGCAUUCACUGUCCUAUGAAUGUUGCCCAGAGCCUUAUGUAGAUGUAACUGGCAACCUUACAUUUGUUGAGAAAGAUGAUCGCUCAGAUGAAGACUGAGGAGUUUUAUUUGACACAUAUGCAUAAACAGAAUACAAUCAAAUCAAAGAUGUAGCAUCUAGCAAAACCGUUGACAUUGGUGCAUACAUACACAGUAGAACGUAGAUUACUUCUCUUUGCAUGAUUUGUGCACACCGUGUACAACCAUGGGCUUUCAAUUAGAUGUUACAACUGAGUGAUCCAACCCAUACCAAGGGGCAAUCAAUGUUAUGUGAAACAGAGUUGUUAAAACAGAAAUAUUUCCAAAAUAAAUUAGUGCACGUGAACAUUGUUUUUCCUUUUGGGUAUGGUUCAUUCUUGAAAUACUCAAAGGGUUGAAGAUCAAAACUGCCAGCUUUACAGUUCUCAUUUUCAUAUCCUACAAAAACAAACUUCCUAAUUGUCUCCAGAUUUCAAAUAAACAAAAGAAAGUGUUAAGUUCAUGGGGAGUGUCGAAUUACAAUUUAGAGUUAAGGAAAACGACCAGGGGCUGGAACAAUUGCAAACAAAUCCCUCUUGGACACAUUAUUGCCAUGUAUGAAUACUAGUAUACCUAUGCAUUGAAUAAUAUACAGGGUGUUUCAUAUG